UUUGCACAAGUUAGGCCAAAUUGCCUAUUAGUCACCGAUUGUAUCCCUGUAAGCCUGUUGGUUUUGUUGAGAAAAGUGAUUUUUUUUGUUUUUUUAAAUUACGAGAGAGGAACGGUGACUUCGAUUUGUGUGCGAAUUUCGCGACUGUACUGUAGUUGCUACUUGCUAAGCUCCUACCGUACCUCAAGCGACGCCAUCCCCACCCAUAUCUACAAAUGGCGUCACCAUCAGAUCACAAGGCCACCAUAAUCGACGGCAAGGCCAUCGCUCAGACCAUUCGAUCCGAAAUCGCCGAGGAAGUUCGUCAACUCUCUGAGAAAUACGGCAAGGUUCCAGGAUUGGCUGUUGUCAUUGUAGGCAACCGAAAGGAUUCUCAAAGCUAUGUAAGUAUGAAAAGAAAGGCUUGUGCUGAAGUUGGGAUAAAGUCAUUUGAUAUAGACCUCCCAGAACAAAUAUCUGAAGCUGAGCUGAUCAGCAAGGUCCACGAGUUAAAUGCAAAUUCUGAUAUACAUGGAAUAUUGGUUCAGCUGCCUUUGCCAAAGCAUAUUAAUGAAGAGAAAGUCUUGAGUGAAAUCCAUCUCGAAAAGGAUGUGGAUGGCUUUCAUCCUCUUAACAUUGGCAAACUUGCAAUGAAAGGCAGAGAACCUCUUUUUGUUCCCUGUACCCCCAAGGGUUGUUUGGAACUUCUAUCACGAAGUGGUAUAAGCAUAAAGGGAAAAAAUGCUGUUGUUGUUGGCCGUAGCAACAUAGUUGGAUUACCAGUGUCACUGCUGCUUCUGAAAGCAGAUGCCACUGUUACCAUUGUUCAUUCCCGUUCCGAUGAUCAAGAAAGGAUCAUUCGUGGAGCUGACAUCAUUAUUGCAGCAGCUGGGCAAGCAAUGAUGAUCAAAGGCAGCUGGAUUAAACCUGGAGCUGCAGUUGUUGAUGUUGGGACAAAUGCUAUUGAUGACCCAAGCAGGAAAUCAGGUUAUAGGUUAGUGGGAGAUGUGGAUUACGAGGAAGCAUGUAAUGUAGCUGGAUGGAUUACCCCUGUUCCAGGUGGUGUGGGUCCAAUGACUGUUGCAAUGCUACUCAAGAACACCUUGGAUGGUGCAAAGCGCGUAUUCAUGCAGUAAUUGUCCAUGUUUAUUCUCUUUCAAAUACAUUUUUGCCAAUUUUGUUAAUAAGGAAGCUCUAUCCGCUGUUUUCAAUUCAUAAUUAAGCUCUUGAUUUUACAGGAAACGCUUCAUAUACAAGCAUGUUAAAAAUCCUUGCUCUUAGUGUUUUCGCUUUUAUUUUUAUUUUAAUAAUUUCGCAUUUUGCUUA
Messenger RNA from Hevea brasiliensis (rubber tree), 1305 nucleotides. Its product is annotated as bifunctional protein FolD 2. The record is from RefSeq and is a predicted model, not a curated record. Gene Ontology annotation, biological process: tetrahydrofolate interconversion. The coding region runs from base 216 to 1115 and encodes 299 amino acids. Gene Ontology annotation, cellular component: cytosol. Gene Ontology annotation, molecular function: methylenetetrahydrofolate dehydrogenase (NADP+) activity; methenyltetrahydrofolate cyclohydrolase activity. Lineage: Eukaryota; Viridiplantae; Streptophyta; Magnoliopsida; Malpighiales; Euphorbiaceae. The transcript has 5 exons.